This is a messenger RNA of Penicillium angulare, 1098 nucleotides long. RefSeq names its product putative endo-1,4-beta-glucanase. Bases 1 to 1098 code for a protein of 365 amino acids. The record is from RefSeq and is a predicted model, not a curated record. The transcript is spliced from 2 exons. Lineage: Eukaryota; Fungi; Ascomycota; Eurotiomycetes; Eurotiales; Aspergillaceae. Gene Ontology annotation, cellular component: extracellular region. Gene Ontology annotation, molecular function: cellulose binding. Gene Ontology annotation, biological process: carbohydrate metabolic process.
AUGUCACGCGUUGUGACCCCGUUUUUCUUGGCUACCUUGGUUCCAUUGGUCGCUGGCCACGGUCAUAUAUCGAACAUUGUGAUCAAUGGGGUCUCUUAUGAAGGAUGGGAUAUUAAUGUGUUCCCAUACGAGUCCGAUCCUCCGGCUGUCAUAGCAUGGGGCACCCCGAACACAUCGAAUGGAUUUAUUACUCCUGACCAGUACAAUUCGACUGAUAUUAUUUGUCAUUUGAGUGCGACAAAUGCAAAGGGUCAUGCGCCGGUAGCCGCCGGUGACAAGGUUAAUCUUCAGUGGACAGCAUGGCCCGACACACACCAUGGGCCAGUCAUCACUUACCUUGCCAACUGCGGAGAUUCUUGCGAGACAGCAGACAAAACAACACUCGAGUUCUUCAAAAUCAGUGCUGUCGGACUGGUCGAUGACACAGAUGUUCCUGGAGCGUGGGGAGAUGAUCAGUUGAUUGCCAAUAAUAACAGUUGGUUGGUUGAGAUUCCACCAACCCUGAAGCCUGGCUAUUAUGUCUUGAGAAAUGAGAUUAUUGCACUGCAUAGCGCGGAAGAGGUGGAUGGAGCCCAGAACUACCCUCAGUGCAUUAAUUUGCAAGUGACAGGCUCAGGGACUGCCGAGCCCUCCGGUGUUCUAGGAACCGAUCUGUAUAGGUCUACGGAUGCCGGCAUUUACGUCAAUAUUUACUCCUCUCUGUCGACAUAUGAUAUUCCUGGACCUACACUCUUUAGCGGCGCCGUAUCUAUCACACAGUCUUCUUCUUCCAUUACCGCGUCUGGAACCCCAGUAACUGCCAGUGGAUCUGCUAGUGCUGCUCAAACUACAACAUCGGGGGUGACUUCCACUACAAGUACCGCCAUCACCACAUCACAAAUUUCGGCCACAAGUACAUUUACUACUUUGCAAACAACGACCGCUCCUUAUACAACAACAAUUGCCACAACAACUAUUGUCACGUCCGGCGGCUCAACGCAGUCAUUAUACGACCAAUGUGGAGGCACUGACUGGACAGGUGCCACUGCUUGCAACACUCAAGCUACCUGCACUUCAUAUAACCCCUAUUACUAUCAAUGUGUUCCAACAGCAAAUUGA